This is a messenger RNA of Lindgomyces ingoldianus, 2121 nucleotides long. RefSeq lists its product as uncharacterized. The coding region runs from base 1 to 2121 and encodes 706 amino acids. The transcript has 22 exons. NCBI's taxonomy places the organism in Eukaryota, Fungi, Ascomycota, Dothideomycetes, Pleosporales, Lindgomycetaceae. The record is from RefSeq and is a predicted model, not a curated record.
AUGUCUCAACAAGGAAAUGGGAGUAGAUUCAAGAGUGGGGCCGAGACACAUCGGAAAAAGGUAGGCGCUAAGCCUCGGGACAAAAGCUUGCAUGGACCACGUUAUGUGAUUAAACCUAUAAGGGUAAGCGACACAAAUAAUGACAUUUCUUUCAACAAUCCUCUGAUAUCUUUAACCAGUCCGAAAGGGCGGAAAGGGAAAGCUCUAGAACCAUCAGUGGACACCAAGACGUUCUUCAGCAAUCGAGAUCUCGGCAACAUUCUUUCGUUCACUCAUCAUGAUCUGCUUGAUCAUAUAGUACGUUAUGUCAUUCAACAACUUGAUCUCGUUGAGGUUGGGAAAUACAUACUCGUCAAGUCCUGCGUUGAUCAUGGGGUACAGCAAGCGCGGUCCUCCAUGGAAGUCGAUCUUCCCGACAUUUUUCAGCUUGAAAUUGCAGAACAAUCCGGUGAUAAACGCGAGCGAGUAGACGAGAGGAGCGCACUCCGAGGAUCUUCGAAUCGUGCUAAUGAACCCAGUCUAGCGGCUCGCCAUCUCCUGCUCCACUUCCUUCCUAUUCUUGUAAUCCUCAUCAGUCUCCAGGUCGUACAAAAUGGAUAUGUGGUCGCAGGGAGCCGAGCGAGCGCUUCCGGCUUCACCACAUCCAAAAGUACAUUGAAGAUAUCUGACUCUGAUGUGGCGGCACCACUGUCUCUGGACCGGAAACUGAUGGGACCGGUGACAUUUGGAAAGCCUGCUGCACCCUCUGGGCGCGCUCCAUGUGCAAAAUCAUACGACCAUGCAACCAUUCCAGUGGCUCUUCCGCCAGCAUAUCUUCGUUGUAGGAUAUUAGUUCGUCGUACUUUGAAAUCAGCGGUCUGCACAGACAAUGUAAGACGGCGCCUUCUUGCAGGUCUUGGGGACCAUGUCCGAGUUGGCAAUAUGAUCGAUACUCCCAGGAGGAUUCGUGCGACUAUCGUUAAAAAGGGGCUAACUGAGGAACUUACAGAGCUGACGUUGGUGUUCUCUAGGCCACAGCUUGCUGGCUUGGAAGCUGAUGUUAUUGGGGCCAUAAUGGCGCAGAUAGGUGUCAGUCUUUACGAGUUUCCAGGCCUUAAGGUUGUGGACCAUGCCGCUCUGGGAAAUACCGUUAUGAGCACUCCUCGUGAACUCGAGGACUCCGCUGAGACUGGCGCUGAGACUGGCGAGCUGGUUCUACCAGAGCUACCCAAAGAGCCUAUUCACCGGGAUGACCAUCUUGUCAGCAACUUCAGAAGAUACAGUAAAGCUAAUCCGAGGGUAAUUUCCCUGGAGCAGAAAUCCUCAAGUGCAACUCCUGAACAUAAGUGUGAAGCCUCGCUCACGAUGGCAGAACGAAGACAUAUUCGAAUCGCUAAACGCGAAGGUAGACGCACUGAAUACAUCGUUGGUAAUACACAUUCAAAACUAUAUAGCGUCAUCGUAGCAAAAGAGCUGAAAGUUGUCAAAGCGUCAAUGAGGGCAGAUGGCCUACCCACCUCACACUUUCUAUAUAGGCGACGGGGAGAUAUUUUCCUUUCUUACUAUCAAUCUACAAGGCCCCCAAAAGUGUAUGGUUCCUUCACCUUCACCCUGAUGUUGGCGCGACACGACCCGCUGUGCAAGUGUAAUGUUGCACUUGUGGCUGGAAUAGGGCUAUCAUUCUUAUUAAAGACAACUAAAAUGCUCGUGGAGCUGGUAAAUGGCUUCUCUAAUGCUUGGCGGAGAAGAGUUCAUACACGGCAAGAAAUUGCUGAUCAAAAAUUACCCUACUGUAUACCAGACAAUCCACACAAUAAAGUGAGAGAACACCACCACCGAAUUUGGGAUUUCCCAGAAAGGGCGACCUUAGGAAGUUUCAACGCUCUCAUCAUUUUAAACGGUGGAGGUAUAGCUCAAAGCAUUAUUUCUUGCACUCAUCUUCCACCAUUUUCCACCACAACUACCAUGAUAAAACCUUAUCCUAACAUCUCUACCGACAAACAUUUUUACUUCCGCAACAUCAUAAUCAUGGCUUCUGGACUGCUCCUUAGUCUACUUUCCUUCUGCCAUCUUCUCCGCAUCGCUCCAUACUCUCAUAUCGCUGACCUCGACUACGCGCUCAUAUUCCUGAUUCAUUAUUAG